AUGUAAUAUAUUUUUUUAUUGAUCAGCCUGAGUGCUAUAUUUUGUGGUCCACCAUCUGAUCUUGUAGAUCCUUUUUAAUACGAGUACUUUAAGAUUCCUUAUAAUAAAACUAUGUAUUCAGGAUAUUUGGAACCUGAAGAUAUUCCUGAUCAUCAUUUUCAUUACAUUUUUUACCCAAAUGAUAAAAGUGAUCUUCCAGUAAUAUUAUGGUUAAAUGGUGGACCAGGAUGUUCAUCUCUUACAGGAGCAAUGAUUGAAAAUGGUCCAUUUGUAUUCAUAGGAGGAACCCCAAUUUUUGAGGAAAAUAAAUAUUCUUGGGGAAAAUUUGCUCAUAUGCUUUAUGUAGAGACUCCUGUUGGCGUAGGGUUUUCAUAUAAAAAUGAUGGAAAUACAACUACAAGUGAUGAUGUCACAGCAUAAAAUAAUUAUUAUAUGUUAUUAGCCUUUUAUCGUAAAUUCCCAGAAUAUAAAAAUAAUGAAUUAUAUAUCGCUGGUGAAUCUUAUGCUGGAACUUACAUUCCCACAUUAGUGAAUAAGAUUAUCGAUAAUAGUCAAUCGAAUAUCCGAAUUAGAGGAAUGAUGAUUGGAAAUGGAUGUACAGAUGCUUCUGAAUGCACAAAAGAGGCAAAAUACUUUCCAUAUUACAAAUUUUAAUUUCUUGCAAAUCACAAUUUUAUUAGUCAAAAACUCGAAGAAUAUAUUGAAAUUCAUAAAGCAAAAUGUCAAUUCAAUAAAGAAUAGUUUUGUUAAGAUCUAUAUCAAGACAUUUUGACAGAAACCAAUUUAGAUGGAACUUAUGAAUACAAUCCAUAUAAUAUUUAUGGAACUUGUUUCUAACCUCCAGUGGAAACACCUCAAGGGGAAAGAAUUCCAUAUGCUAAAAAUAAAUUCGAUCCCUUUGAUAUAAUAUAAGGGCACAUUCCCCCAUGUUCAGAUGCUGUUGGAUUAUAUCAUUAUCUACGUGAUGAUGAAUUUAGAAAAUAUUUAAAUAUUCAUCCUUAAAGUGAUUAAUGGGCCAAAUGUCAAUCUCUCAAUUACACAAAAGAUCCCAGGGCUACUUAUCAUUUGUAUCCAAAAAUAAUGGCUAAAGGAAUCAAAAUACUCAAAUUUAGUGGUGAUGUCGACGGCGUAGUACCAAUAACAGGAACAAUAUAUUGGAUUGAAAAACUCUAAAAAGAAUUAAAUUUACCAACCAUUUAAUAAUGGAGACCAUGGUUCAAAUCAAACAAAUAAAAUGCUGGUAAUCUCUGGGAAAUUGAUGGUCUAUUAUUUGUGAGUGUUAGAAAUGCUGGACACAUGGUACCUGCUGAUCAAAAAGAAGCUGCAUUCAUUAUGGCCCAUAAUUUCAUUUUUGAUGUACCAUUUUCUGAAGAAUGA
This is a messenger RNA of Paramecium tetraurelia, 1377 nucleotides long. RefSeq lists its product as uncharacterized. The record is from RefSeq and is a predicted model, not a curated record. Lineage: Eukaryota; Ciliophora; Oligohymenophorea; Peniculida; Parameciidae. Gene Ontology annotation, biological process: proteolysis. The transcript has 4 exons. Gene Ontology annotation, molecular function: serine-type carboxypeptidase activity.